Liolophura sinensis is the source of this 4135-nucleotide messenger RNA. RefSeq names its product solute carrier family 22 member 3-like. Gene Ontology annotation, cellular component: membrane. The transcript has 10 exons. Gene Ontology annotation, biological process: transmembrane transport. Bases 711 to 2528 code for a protein of 605 amino acids. Gene Ontology annotation, molecular function: transmembrane transporter activity. The record is from RefSeq and is a predicted model, not a curated record. NCBI's taxonomy places the organism in Eukaryota, Metazoa, Mollusca, Polyplacophora, Chitonida, Chitonidae.
UAUAUGUGUGCAAUGUAACCUAUAUGUGUGCAAUGUACCUGUAAGUGUGUAAUGUAACAUAUCAGUGUGCAAUGUAAUCUAUAUUUGUGCAAUGUAACCUGACACUGUGCAGUGUAACCUGAGAAUUUGUGAAGCGCAGAUGUUACAUCGGUUUUCCCCAGCCAUAAUGCUAAAUCCGGGAUAGACACGCUCGAUCAACGACCAAGGGGACGGUUUUAUGCAUGUAGGAGAAGUAAGCUAGCGGGUUACUGCAGGAUAUGAGUAUAGCAGAGAAAAACAAACACAACUGAGCACCGUAUUAAGUUUUGUGUGGGAUCCGUUGACAUAUGCAAGCAUGCUCUAAACAUAUGAUAUUCGGAAUGGGAGAGUGUUUUAAGCUCACGACAUGCUCAGUUAUCUCAUCCAUCUGUGAGUCUCACAGAUAAAACAGGGCCAAAAGGAAACAAGCCAUUCGCUAUGCCUCUGUCAAUGAAUGUUUGAAAGACAGCGCCUCCAAUGAAAUGGCAGAAUCAUUGAUUCGUUCAUUCGAGAGGGCUGCUCGAAUUCUGCUGGGGGCAGAGUUCAACUGGCCAUAUUUGGCAAAUAACAGCAAUCAUUGCAGGCGUCAUUGUCAUGUGUUGAUCUGUGAGGGCUAGCACGUACUAGAGACAGCACAUCGGCGGGUCCCGGCAAGUCUGAUAUCUUGGAGAACCGAGGCUUGGUGUGAAGGAAUGGAUGGGGAGAAGGUGGACGCCGUGUUCCUGGCUCUUGGGAAGUGGGGUCGAUGGCAAAUCCUUCAGGCUAUCUGGCUCGCACUUACCUACAUACCCCUGGCUUUUCAGUACACAAGCAUUGUGUUUGUGGGUUACGAACCGAGUCACAGGUGUGGGUUGACAAACAGCUCAGACGGCCUGUUCCUGUCGGGUAACAAGACCGAUGGGGAUGCAGUGUUUAAGCAAUGUGACCACUGGGAUACGAACUCCAACUCUACUACGUCCUGUCCGGGACGAUAUCAGUAUGCGGAACCACGGUACAUAUCCAUUGUGUCUGAGUGGGAUCUGGUAUGUGAGUCGUCAUACUUGGUUCAAAUGUCACAGACCAUCCUGAGCUUCGGUUUUGUUCCGGGUAACUUGUUGCUUCCCGUGGCUGAUAGGUUUGGUCGCAAGAGGGCGCUAGUUGUCUGCCACUGGAUUAUGCUGGUUGCCGCUACAGCUAUCGCCUUUUCACCUAACAUCAUCGUUUUCAUUGCUCUUAAGUUCACCAUUGGAUUCCUUUUUCCGGGCGUCAACAUUAUUAUGUGUGUUAUGCUGCUGGAGUUAUUCCCCAUGGACGUAAGGGCCAAGGUCGCCAUGGUGUCAAAGUUCGUCUGGGCUGCCGGCAUCAUGCUCCUCACUAUCGUGGCAUACAUCUUCCGGGCGUCUAGCUGGCGAUACCUACAGCUCUGUCUGGCUUCCUUCUCCCUCCUCGUUAUCGUGCAUACGUUCAUCACCGAGGAAUCAGUUCGCUGGCUUUUUGUGAUGAGCCGGAAGAGAGAAGCUGUCGCCGUUUUAAAAAGAGCAUCUAAGUGUAACAACGUUUCUUUCAAAGAAAAGCUGAUUCCGCUUCUGGGUGGGUUUGACUUCGGGUCGAUCACUAUACCGAACUCGAAGCAGGAUUUAACCUUGGCAGAUAAGAGCUACACCAAGGCUAAUGCUAACGGAUUCAUCAUCUCCUCCGCUGACAACACCUGCACGCAUGAUGUCAAAACGGAUGAGGCACAUGAGGACUCAGUUCCUCUUGAUGACGUCACGGUGCAGUCCAGUUCCACGCCCGGUGAGGUGGAGGAGGCUCAGACUAUGCUUUCUGGAGAAGAAGACGAGAAACCCAAACUAACUGAUUUGUUCAGGCACAAAACUUUACGGAAAUACAUUAUUAUCAGCACCUACAUUAUCACGGUGGACAUUCUCCUGUACUACGGCUUGCUGCUGAUGUCCUCCUCGCUAGCUGGGGACAGGUUUAUGAACGUGUUACUAAGUGGUGCCGUGGAGAUUCCUGCCUACAUCCUCUGUCUGUUUGUACUGGACAGGUUUGGUCGAAAGAGCUGCCUUCUUGGAUUCCAUGUAUUAUCCGGAGGCAUGUUGAGUAUGGCUUUGAUCAUCAACAUUUCAAAAGGUCCGCCCCUGCUGGUUACCGCUCUCUCCACCCUGGGCAAAUUUGGAAGCUGUGGCACCCUCAUCGUCAGUUUCAUGCACAACUCUGAGAUCAUUCCCACCAACCUGAGGGGUUUAGGCAUGGGGUUCAGUAAUGGCGUUGCCGCGAUUGGAGGCUUAUUGGCGCCAUUUUCCAGCUACGUGGUCCAGUUUGGCAUCUGGAUCCCGGGCACCGUCUUUGUCGUCUGCUGCGCCAGCGUCUGUGUUCUCCUCUCACAGCUUCCAGAAACCCGAGGACGACAACUGCCGCAAACCCUCGCGGAUCUAGACCGUUGGACUACCAAAAAGCGGCGUCAGUGCGAUGAAAAGAUAAGCACCAAGGCAACCAGGCACUCGCUAUUUAAAAGACUGAUGUUGUAAAGAGUCAGGAUCUGGGCAGUGCGGUCUUAAAACAUGCAGUCAACUGGCAAAAUCCAGUUCUAGCAGACCAAGCCAUCAAACGGUACAGCACGUCGAUAAUACACAGUUCUAGGCAAGUGUUUAGCCCAUGUUGACUAUGUUCGUCUUUUUAUAUUUGGACGGCGCUCGCUUACUCGAUCACAAACCUCCUCCGGCCUGUCCAGUUACUCCUGUACACUGCGUUAGGGCAUCUGACCACCAGACCAGAUAAAAUCCCGAGCUGGCCAUGUAACAAAGUUCCCAAAAUGACCGCUGCCUGUCUGUUGUGAUCUAUGAUUGGGUCGUUAUCCAGGCUCCCUGACCUCGCGACUACGAACGCUGGAAAUGUGUGGCCCGGGAACCCGGAUACUAUAUAUGAUGGGCGGCCAUUUUCCGAAGUUCAACUUGAUGAUGUACGAAUGGAUAUUUACCUUGGGAUGACAGACAGCACGGGAUUUCAUCAGUCUGGCGGUCUGAAACCUUAAGCAUUGCAAAGGAUUAACAGAACGGGUCAAAUAGGUUAGUAAUCGACAAUUUCCGAAAUUUACGAUGCAUCCUUCAGGGGUCAAUGGGACCCACCCAUGAAUAUGCGAACGCCUACCAAAUAUAAAAAAGCGAAAAUACUCGUCUGUUCAUCCAGGGCUAAUAAGAGUUCAGGUUCCAGGAUCACGAAGCUGUCUUAAACUUAAUUUAAACCUAGCUUUAAUUUCAAAAUAGUUUACUGGGCUAAAAUUGUGAGUGAGUGAGUGCUUGGGGUUUAACGUCGUACUCAACAAUUUUUCAUAUGACGACGAAGGAAUCCUUAGGGUGCAUGUGCGUGUAAUGUGCCUCCUUGUUGCAGGACGGAUUUCCACCGCUCUUUUAUUUAGUGCAGCUUCACUGAGACGACUUACCGAAGGCAAGUAAGCCGCCCCGUCCGAGCCAUUAUACUGAUACGGGUCAACCAGUCGUUGCACUAUCCUCUUCAUGCUGAACGCCAAGCGAGGAAGUUACAACUUCCUCUUUUAAAGUCUUAGGUGUGACUCGAUCAAGGAUUGAUCCUGCAUCUACCGGUCCCGAAGCGGACGUUCUACCAACUGUGCUAUCUGGGCGGGUCGGCUAAAAUUGUGUCCUACCUCACGAAUUUUUUUUCUUAAUACUAUGAGCCGUCUUGGACAUCCAUGAAAAUCUUUGAAAAUUAGCGUUUAAUUUCACAGAUGCCAAAGUUAAGAAUGAUAUAAGUCUAAGACAGAUUCGUGAUCAAGGGGUCCGGCGAAACCAACAAAAGGACAACGCAUAGUGACAAUAUUUAUGAGUUAUGAUAAGCCAUGACGUUUUACCAUUUUUGCUAUUUUAUACAACUUUAUGUCUGUUUGGAUAGAUCUACAUGUAUCUGUUUAGUUUAGGAUGGCUAGACCAAAAAUGUGGCUUUAUGUCAUCAAAAAAAUUGUUUUGCCACUGAUCAUAAUGUUGUCACUUUGAGAUUCAGGCAAGGAAUGUACUCUGAAUGAAACUGUGUACAGAAAUGUAACCUGAAGUGACCUCAUCUUUUGAAAGCUGUUCACUGGUAAGCUGCUCAGUGUAUUAAAUUCAUAACUAAAUAUGUAAAA